Messenger RNA from Aspergillus wentii DTO 134E9, 2658 nucleotides. Its product is annotated as M1 family metallopeptidase. Gene Ontology annotation, molecular function: peptide binding; metalloaminopeptidase activity; zinc ion binding. Gene Ontology annotation, biological process: proteolysis; peptide catabolic process. The record is from RefSeq and is a predicted model, not a curated record. The transcript has 3 exons. Lineage: Eukaryota; Fungi; Ascomycota; Eurotiomycetes; Eurotiales; Aspergillaceae. Gene Ontology annotation, cellular component: cytoplasm. The coding region runs from base 1 to 2658 and encodes 885 amino acids.
AUGUGCAGCUCUCGCCGCGCCGAUGUGCCCUCGGGCUCGACCAAUAUUGCCCAUGGCCGUGAGGUCUUGCCCACCAACGUCAAGCCGGUGCAUUAUGACUUGACGCUCGAACCGAACUUCGAGACCUUCAAGUAUGACGGAACCGUCGUUAUUGACCUCCAGGUCAGCGAGGACACCACUUCCAUCUCCCUCAACUCUAACGAAAUCGAUAUCCACAAUGCCACUGUCUCUGCCCAAGGCUCCGUUGUCAACUCUAACCCCGAGAUCUCCCACGACAAAGAUUCCCAGGUGGCUACCAUCAAGUUCCCAGAGACCAUCCCCGCGGGAUCCUCGGCCCAGUUGAAGUUGGGCUUCACUGGUAUUCUCAAUGACAAUAUGGCCGGUUUCUACCGUUCGUCUUACAAGGAGGCCAACGGUGAGACCAAGUACAUCGCUUCCACCCAGAUGGAACCCACCGAUGCCCGCAGAGCUUUCCCUUGCUUCGACGAGCCUGCCCUCAAGGCCGAGUUCACUAUCACCUUGGUUGCUGACAAGAGCAUGACCUGUUUGAGUAACAUGGACGUCGCUUCCGAGACCGAAGUUCAGAACGGUCUCAAGAAGGCCGUCAAGUUCAGCAAGUCGCCCCUCAUGUCCACCUACCUGGUCGCUUUCAUUGUCGGUCACCUGAACUACAUUGAGACUACCAAUUUCCGUGUUCCCAUCCGUGUUUAUGCCACUCCCGACCAGGAUAUUGAGCAUGGCCGCUUCUCCUUGGAUCUGGCUGCCCGUACCUUGGCAUUUUACGAAAAGGCCUUCGACAACGAAUUCCCCUUGCCCAAGAUGGACAUGGUUGCUGUGCCUGAUUUCAGUGCCGGUGCUAUGGAGAACUGGGGUCUGAUCACAUACCGUAUUGUCGAUGUGCUGUUGGAUGAGAAGACCAGCGGUGCUUCGCGAAAGGAACGUAUUGCUGAGACUGUCCAGCACGAACUGGCCCACCAGUGGUUUGGUAACCUUGUUACCAUGGACUUCUGGGAUGGUUUGUGGCUCAACGAGGGCUUUGCUACAUGGAUGUCGUGGUACUCUUGCAACAGCUUCUACCCCGAGUGGAAGGUCUGGCAGACCUAUGUCAUCGACAACCUGCAGGGUGCUCUCUCUCUUGACUCGCUUCGCAGCAGUCACCCCAUUGAGGUGCCUGUCAAGCGUGCCGACGAGAUCAACCAGAUCUUUGACGCAAUCUCUUACUCUAAGGGUUCGUCUGUGCUCCGCAUGAUUUCCAAGUACUUGGGCGAGGAUGUCUUCCUCCAGGGUGUCAAGAACUACAUCAAGAAACAUGCUUAUGGCAACACCCAAACGGGUGACCUGUGGUCCGCUCUGGCGGAUGCUAGUGGAAAGCCUGUGCAGCAAGUCAUGGAUAUCUGGACAAAGAAUGUCGGAUUCCCCGUGGUAUCUGUCUCAGAGAACCCCGAGGCCUCGUCUAUCAAACUGAAGCAAAACCGUUUCUUGCGUACGGGCGAUGUCCGCCCAGAGGAGGACCAAACCCUGUACCCUAUCAUGCUGGGUUUGCGUACCAAAGAGGGUAUUGACGAGGAUACUAUGUUGACCGAGCGUGAGAGCGAGUUCAAGGUGCCUGACCUUGACUUUUUCAAGCUUAACGCCGACCACUCCGCCAUCUACCGCGCCUGUUACACCCCCGAGCGUCUCACAAAGCUGGGUGAAGCUGCCAAGAAGGGAUUGCUUACCGUCGAGGACCGUGCAGGUAUGAUCGCAGAUGCUGGAGCUUUGGCUGCUUCGGGCUACCAGAGCACUUCCGGCCUGCUGUCGCUUCUCAAGGGCUUCGACGAUGAGUCUGAGUUCAUCGUGUGGAAUGAGAUUUUGACCCGUGUCGGUACUCUUCGCGCCGCCUGGUUGUUCGAGGACAACCAAACCCGGGACGCUCUCAAGGCGUUCCAGCGCUCUCUGGUCAGCUCCAAGGCGCAUGAGCUCGGAUGGGAGUUCUCCGAAAAUGAUGGCCACAUCUUGCAGCAGUUCAAGGCCCUCAUGUUCGGCAGUGCCGGUAUGGCUGAAGACCCAGUUGUCGUCAAGGCCGCUCAGGACAUGUUCCAGCGCUUUGCUGCUGGUGACGUGAGUGCCAUCCACCCCAACAUCCGUGGCAGUGUCUUCUCCAUCGUCCUGAAGCACGGCGGUGAGAAGGAGUGGAACGUCGUCUACGACCGAUUCCGCAACGCACCCACUUCAGACGAGAAGACCACCGCUCUCCGCUGCUUGGGUGCUACUGAGGACCCGGCCUUGAUCCAGCGUACCCUGGCAUUGGCAACCAACGACGAGGUCAAGAAUCAGGAUAUCUACAUGCCCCUUGGUGGUUUGCGCAGCAGCGCUGUUGGUAUUAACGCCAGAUGGGAGUGGAUGAAGAGCAACUGGGAUGCCCUUUACAAGCGUCUUCCUCCUGGACUUGGUAUGCUGGGCACAGUUGUGCAGCUCACCACUGCCAGCUUCUGCACUGAGGAGCAGCUCAAGGAUGUUCAGCAGUUCUUCGAGGACAAGGACACCAAGGGCUUCGACCGUGCUGUUGAGCAGAGUCUCGAUGCCAUUCGCGCUAAGGUCCAGUGGGUCAAGCGUGACCGCGAUGAUGUCGUCGGCUGGGUUAAGUCUUCUGGAUUCCUUCGCGAUGGCAAGUUGUAA